Molecule: messenger RNA, 2421 nt
Organism: Adineta steineri
Lineage: Eukaryota; Metazoa; Rotifera; Eurotatoria; Adinetida; Adinetidae
Source: the annotation of a GenBank genome assembly
AUGAUGCCCGGUCGUGAAAAAUCGUAUGAUACGAUUGGAGUAAAACAAGAUAUUGAAGAAGUGACCUUCAAAGCCAUAUUUAGUACGAGUUAUAUUGUUGACAACGAAAAUCAACCAUCUAUCAUAGAAGAUCUUGAUGUGAUAACAAAUAAAUUGAACAAAAAGUUAAAUCCAAACGCCAUUCGUUUUGUCAAUGGAUUUUUUCGAAAUAAUGUUGAAUCAAAAAAAAGUCUAUGUGAUAAUCCAUUAAAUGGAAAUAUUCUUCAAUUAGAUAUUGUUCCUCUGUAUGCAGAUGAAUGUAUUGCACAAGAUGAUAAUACUUGUGAAAAUCAAUUUAAAGAACAAUUAAAAACUAUAUUCGAUCAAAUGAUGAUUAUUCCUGUGAAGAUUCAACUGGAGAACCAUCAAUUUGAAAAUAUUGAUAUGAAAAUAUGUAAUAUUUUGGAUAUCAAUGGUAAAAAAGAAGUAUUAAUUGCACCCAAAGGAAUGAGACUAUUGGCUUCUAAUCGACAUAUUCCAUAUACUCCAAUACAGAAAGCCAGAUGUGACUUACGUCUCAAUAAAAUCGCACUCGUUCAGGUAGAUGGCGAUUAUGGAACUAAUAUACACGAUGACAUAAGAACGUAUACUAGUGGUCAAUCUCAUCAAUCGUCUACUAUUACACUUGAUGAAGAAACAACCCAUAAUCUACAUGUUCAACUUAAAUGUGGUGAAGAUUCUACUGACGAUCCAUGCAGUGAUUCCUUAAGUGUACAUAUAUGGGUUGAUUAUAAUGACAAUCAAGUUGACGAUGGUGAAAGUCACAUUCUUCAUCGCUCGUGGCCAAAUAAUGGUGCAUCUACUGGUACAUAUGAUCUACAGAUCUAUGUUCCAGCUAUUGAUGAUAGAAUAAUAACAACAACGCCAUAUGUCAAUGUGAGUCCAAUCUGUUCGAUACCAUUAGCUAGAAUUAUUCUCGUUAUAAUGGCCGGUGAAGUUGGCAGCGAGAUACGAGAUGAUAAAGUAUAUGAUGCAUCAACAAAUACUAAUCAAAAUCAACAUCAUAUGACCGUGACACUUUAUGAAAAUACUAUAUAUUUACUCCGUAUUCAGUUGGAUUGUUCAACUCAAAUGAGAACUGAAUUAACAGAUACAGGCUGUAAUCUAGCUCAAGACGUCGAUGUUUGGGUAGAUUGGAACGAUGAUGGAAAUUUUGAUGCAAGUGAAAUUGAAGCACCGUAUUUGUUACCAGUUACAAGUUACUUACCUCAAGGCGUGUACGAUAUUCAAUUGAAUAUUCCAUUGAUUGAUGAACGAUAUAUAGCAAACAGACCACAUCGAAUGCGUAUUGUAGUUGCACCAAGUGAAAAUUAUCGAAGAACAUGUAAUAAUUAUCAAGAAUAUUCUGAACUGAGAGAAUACAAUGUGAAUAUUAUUUCGCGAAAAUCGUAUUUACCUGCACCUGAUGUAGUAAAUCCUUAUUUGGCGCCAGAGAAUAUUACAUGCAUACCACAAGUUGGCAAAAUCAUAUUUGCUAGAAUGCCUGGAGAACAUCGAACUCAAAUACGCGAUGACUUUUCAGCAAGAGCAUUAUUGGACAACAAUAAACAUGGCCAACAUCUUUCCGUUAUUCUACGUGAAGGUAACACCUAUUUGUUUAGAUUACAAUUCGAAUGCGAAGAUAAACUGAACAGAAAUUCAUCGGAUAAGAACUGUAACUUACCUCACGAUAUCAAUGUAUGGAUUGACCUUAACGAUGAUGAAGAUUUCACUGACUUAGAACGUGCAACUCCUUAUCGAUGGCCUCUAACAAGCUAUUUACCACAGGGAGUCUAUGAUCUUCAAAUACGUGUACCUCUUACCGAUGGUAGAAAAAUAAAAAGUGGACCUCAUCGUAUGCAACUUGCUAUUGCUUUAAAUAAAGAUUAUCGAAAAAAAUGUGCUUAUCCAAAUUAUUAUGAGCUCCGUAAUUAUACAGUUACAAUCGUAUCGAAUACAAUAAAAUCAGUUGAUAUUGGAGGUCCUUAUUUGAAAUUAAGUGAUGCUGUUUGCACUCAAAUCAAUGCUCGAAUAGUUCUUGUUAUUAUGGCUGGUGAACAAGGUACUGAAAUCAGAGACGAUACACUUAAUAAUACCAUCAUCAGUGAAUAUCAAAAUCGCCACCAUAUGGCGGUAAGCGUCUAUGAAAAUACGACUUAUCGUAUUCGAAUUCAAUCAGACUGCGAUCCGGCUUCAAGCAGAGGUUCACUUAAUAAUUAUUGUAACCUUGCUCAAGAUGUAGAUGUUUUGAUUGAUUUAAAUGAUGAUGAGCGCUAUGAUCGAUCCGAAAGCUUUAUUCCACAUCGAUGGCCACUUCGUAGCUCAAUUCCUUUGGGUCUUUAUGAUCAUGAAUUAUCUAUUCCGGCUUCGACUGAUCUACGUAGAAGAACUGGUACGCAUCAC